UGAUAACUGUCGGACCAACAUUGCGGAACUCGCAUGUUAUGUUUGCGGAGGUCAAUUGAAAUUGUAUCUUCUGCUACAAACCUUCAGGUGAUCACAUCGCCGCCAUGGUGAAGAAAAAGCGGCUUCGUCUCAUAGCGGAGAUGGCUCGGAAGAUCCGCGCUUACCGAGAGCUGAAGAACCGACCGCGGGACUCGCAGAAGUACGCCCUCGACUACGACACCAUGAGGCGGCCUCACACGGGGAAGAUGCUGCCCGUGCUGGCUUGGCAGGAUGUCCGCCGCGAGAGUCGCCUCUUCUCUCUGCUGGCCGGUAUGCGGAUGUUCGGUGUGGGUCGAGUCUUUACUCGCAAGUCGUGGCUGGAGGACCACACGGAGCCCAGUUACUGGCAGCUCACCAAGGUCAAGGUGGACUACACAGCGGAAAACAUGGAUCAUGGAAAAGCAUGGGGCAUCCUCACCUUUAAAGGAAAAGAGGAAAAAGAGGUCAAGGAAGUAGACAAGGUGAUGUACCACGACUGGCGUCUCGUUCCCAAACACAGAGAGCAACAAUUCAAGGACUUUGUGCCCCUUCCUGAGCCGCCUGUACGCUACGUCCCUUACCCUCCACUGCUGCGCGCCAUGAAGCUGGCUCGACACAAGCAGACGGAAGGCGGCAUUCUGGCAGAGGAGCCCCUUCUGCCUUUGGAAAGGGAUGUGGUGCUCACCAAAGACUAUUUCCGGAGUCAAGACCAGGGGAAGAAAUUGAGACAGGAGACGGCUGUGUGACGUCCACAAUUGUGAAACUGAAGGACAAGAGCCAUAUCGUGCUUCUAUCAUAUGGAACGGACCUGUUUCCACAUUUAAAAUUAUUUGUCAAAUGUAUGAUUAAGAUUAAACAAAUGUAAUGUGUGCACUCCCACCCCCCCCCCACCCCCUCCCGUCAUUGCUCUUGUCAAAGACCCAUUACAGUAGUGUGAUUGUGUGUCGUGACCAAACUGGCUGAACAGCGUGUCUGUGAUUGAAGCAUUUUUUUUCUCCCAGGAUGUGGACAAACGUGGACAAAACAACUUGACACAUUUGUCAUCAAACAUCAAAGAAGGAUAGUAAAGCUGAUUUAAAUGCUGACAACACACCAAAAAGGUUUAAAGUAAACCAUUUAAACAUGGUAAAGGUGGUCCAGGUGCAUGUCGGUGUGCAGAGGACACUUCAAAAGUGACAAUUAUUAGGAAAUAAAUGGAAAUCCAUAGAUUUUACUACACGGCUUCUCUUGGUUAUGGUUGGGAGAGCUGGAGCCUUC
Phycodurus eques (leafy seadragon) is the source of this 1275-nucleotide messenger RNA. RefSeq names its product mitochondrial ribosomal protein S34 (gene mrps34). The record is from RefSeq and is a predicted model, not a curated record. The coding region runs from base 105 to 764 and encodes 219 amino acids. Gene Ontology annotation, biological process: mitochondrial translation. Gene Ontology annotation, molecular function: structural constituent of ribosome. Gene Ontology annotation, cellular component: mitochondrion; mitochondrial small ribosomal subunit. The transcript has 4 exons. NCBI's taxonomy places the organism in Eukaryota, Metazoa, Chordata, Actinopteri, Syngnathiformes, Syngnathidae.